This is a messenger RNA of Aplosporella prunicola CBS 121167, 915 nucleotides long. RefSeq lists its product as uncharacterized. Bases 173 to 838 code for a protein of 221 amino acids. The record is from RefSeq and is a predicted model, not a curated record. The transcript has 2 exons. NCBI's taxonomy places the organism in Eukaryota, Fungi, Ascomycota, Dothideomycetes, Botryosphaeriales, Aplosporellaceae.
GUGGGUGGGCUGCUGUGGUGAUGGGACGCUGGACGGCCAUGGCGGAUGACGGAUGACGGAUGAUGGCCGGCUGGGGACAGGGAGAUGUGGUGGAAUGAUCGGAUGCAACAAUGGAGAGAGUUCCCAAUCGUCUUUUUAACUCCGCCUCAAUCGGGUCCCCCAUGUUCCAAGGAUGGCCGUUGGAAAAAAAGAGGAAAGUCGGGAAAAAACAGCACGCGUUCGUCAGGCGUCCCAGUCCGUCACGAUCGUCUCCAGGUGUCACGGGCGCCUCCUCAUCCUUCGGCAGCGCAGCCGCCGCACGCACGCGCGCAACGCAGCACAGCACAGCGCGUUGGGCAGCGGCCAAUGGCGGCGCAGCAGCGGCUUACACACCCUCUCACCGCGCAAACCAAAGCACAGCACCGUGACAUUGGUGGCUGGAAAAGGUGGCAGGCAGGGUCCAAAAUGCCAGCCUCAUCAUUGUUGCUGCUCGCAAACCAAGGCCUGCAGGCGCCUGUACAGGCCCGCCUAUUGUCUUGCUGCUUGCAGAAAAAAACAAGCUUGCGGCUGCGCCUCCGAUGCUGGCGCGCCUGCUGCCUCUCCACUACACCAUGUCAUGGCUUGCGCAGGGAAAGCGCUGCAAAAGAGCGUGGCGGGGCAGCUGCAGUUACGUAGCCGCUGGAAGUAUAUCAGCGACGACCGGCCACCUACUGUGUGUUGUAUGUGUGUAUGCUCGCCACCCACUUACUCGCUCGCUCCCACUACCACCUGCUCUAAAAGUCGGCGCGGAUCAUUUGCGGCUCCUGUCGUCACUUGCCGUCCCGGGUCCCUCCCAGUACCUACCUACCUACCUACCUAGGUACCCUCCCUCUCCACCAUGCCGACUUCCCACCACUACGCGGCGCUGGUGUCGCCCUCACCCUCGCCGCCCCCGCA